AUGUCGUAUUUGGAAGGACACGAGCUUGGCGAAACUUGGGAAAGUGCCACCGCAGCAGCAUUCCUUACCGAGACAUUAAACGAGCAUCUGGAAAAUCGCAUCAAGUUUGGCCGAUUCGAGGAUUUUCAAGACAUGAGUAAGGUGAUGCAUGAGGCGGCGCUUUUCUGCCCUGCAACUACGAAUUACAGCCCGCACAAGGCAAAAGAGCCAAUCGCGAUGAAGUACAUAGUACAAACGCGUCUCUGCGCGGCUACUUCAAUUCGGCAAUACCAUGCCCUUCGCGAUGCAAUUGUCCAAUUAAAAAACUUCAUUUUCUGUUCGUUGUCAGCAAAUCCGAAGGGCAGACGUUUGUCGUCGUAUCUACGGGGAUACGUCCAGCGACAAUGCCAGCGUGACUCAAAGCUCCGUUCAGCGGAGUUAUGA
Molecule: messenger RNA, 423 nt
Organism: Sporothrix schenckii 1099-18
Lineage: Eukaryota; Fungi; Ascomycota; Sordariomycetes; Ophiostomatales; Ophiostomataceae
Exons: 1
Coding region: 1-423 (140 amino acids)
Source: RefSeq, a predicted model, not a curated record